GGAGAGCAGGCUCUGAUGAGAGCGAGAAUGCUCAGGAUGCCCAGCUGCCUGCCAAAACUGACCAGGGUGGCUCUGUUUAUCAUCGCAUUUAAGCUCAUGUGCUUUGCCUCCAUCGUGUUCUACUGGAGAAUCAUGGAGGACUCUAAGGGCAGGAGCCAGUACUAUGGCUUGCCUGUUGAAAUCCACUGUGCUCACUCUGUGCCUUCUCCUCCCUACACCAUUGCUGGUGGACCCUCUCCUUCCCCAGGGAACGUGUUUUUUGUGGAGACCUCCGAGCGAAUUGACCCAAGUUACCUCUUCUUGUGCUCUGUGGAAUCAGCAGCCAGGACGCACCCUGGGACAAGGGUUGUGGUGCUUAUGAAAGGCUUGGCAAAUGGUAACGCCUCGUUACCCAAGCACUGGGGCUUCUCAUUGCUGAGCUGUUUCCCCAACGUGGAAAUCCGUCCCCUGGACUUGCUGGAGCUUUUCUCUGGAACACCUCUGGCAAAGUGGUACUUACAGGCUCAGCAGCGCUGGGAGCCAUAUUUCUUACCCGUCCUGUCGGACGCCUGCAGAAUUGCCAUCAUGUGGAAAUUUGGUGGCAUCUAUCUGGACACGGACUUCAUUGUGCUUAAGAACUUAAAGAACCUCACCAAUGUGCUUGGUACCCAGUCCAAGUAUGUACUGAAUGGUGCCUUUCUGUCCUUCAAACCCAAACACAAGUUCAUAGAGCUUUGCAUGCAGGACUUUGUGGAGAACUACAACAGCUGGAUCUGGGGGCACCAGGGCCCACAGCUACUGACGCGUGUCUUCAAGAAGUGGUGCUCCAUCAGGAGUCUUCGGAGCAGUACAAGCUGUAAAGGAGUGAGUGCUCUGCCCCGUGAAGCUUUUUAUCCCAUUCGGUGGCAGGACUGGAAGAAAUACUUCGAAGUGGUCAGCUCCUCAGAGCUUCACCAGCUCUUUAAUAACACCUAUGCAGUCCAUGUAUGGAACACAAAGAGCCAAGGGACAAGGCUAGAGAUCACAUCCCAGGUUUUGCUGGCUCAGCUGCAUUCUCACUUCUGCCCUGCCACAUAUGAUAUUAUGAAGAGAGACUCUGAACGGCAGUGA
Mesitornis unicolor (brown roatelo) is the source of this 1089-nucleotide messenger RNA. RefSeq names its product alpha 1,4-galactosyltransferase (gene A4GALT). The transcript has a single exon. The coding region runs from base 16 to 1089 and encodes 357 amino acids. Gene Ontology annotation, molecular function: acetylglucosaminyltransferase activity. Lineage: Eukaryota; Metazoa; Chordata; Aves; Mesitornithiformes; Mesitornithidae. The record is from RefSeq and is a predicted model, not a curated record. Gene Ontology annotation, biological process: protein O-linked glycosylation.